GUAAGGGAAUUUCCCACUCACUUCGAUACUCACUUCACCCAAGACACACGAUUCCAUUUGUCAAAUAUAAAGUUCCUAUGGAGUGAUCGAGAUUUUAUAAAAAUAUUAUAAAUUGUAUUUAAACAUAAGUUUUUUGGUUGCCUAAUACAUUAAAAUGGCUAGAUUAUUUGUGUUAUUGAGUUUAUUAGAAGAAGCGAACUCUUUAGAUUUAUAUAACAGCCGACGUCAAGCUCAACAAAUUCGUGCAAUGCGAUUGUUUAAUAGAAAUAAGGAUUAUGUGAAUGUGUACAGACUUUCAGAGGAAUUAAUAAAUCAAUUAGAAGAAGAUAUUAAGUUUUUUAUUAAGAAACCACAACGUCGCCACCGAGGGUUAUCCGUUAGAAUCAAGUUAUUGUGCACAUUGUCGUUCUUGGCGAGUGGCAGUUAUCAAAGGAUAAUAGGGCAAAAUAUAAAUACUUUUUUGUCCCAACCGUCUGCAUCUCGCUGCAUUUGCGAGGUAGUGGAGACAUUAAAUCAUCCAACUAUUAUAAGCAAAUAUAUAAAAUUUCCACAGAAUGCAGAGGAGAGGCUGGCAUUAAAAGAACGAUUUUAUGAAAAAUUCAAAAUUCCUGGAGUAAUCGGGUGUGUGGAUGGGACUUUUGUGACAAUAGUUAGACCCACAGAAAAUGAAGAGCGCUAUUAUUGUCGUAAAGGCAAUCAUGCUAGGAAACCAACGAAGUGGUCGGUAGUCGCUAGUCGCUAGUAAGUAUAAUAAUUAUAUCUAGAUUUUUAUA
Messenger RNA from Galleria mellonella (greater wax moth), 773 nucleotides. Its product is annotated as putative nuclease HARBI1. Lineage: Eukaryota; Metazoa; Arthropoda; Insecta; Lepidoptera; Pyralidae. The transcript has 3 exons. The record is from RefSeq and is a predicted model, not a curated record. The coding region runs from base 155 to 742 and encodes 195 amino acids.